This is a messenger RNA of Cetraspora pellucida, 1716 nucleotides long. The record is from the annotation of a GenBank genome assembly. Lineage: Eukaryota; Fungi; Glomeromycota; Glomeromycetes; Diversisporales; Gigasporaceae.
AUGUCUUUGUGUAAAUGUUAUUAUAAUUAUAAACUUUUUGAAAAAUGUUAUGCUGUAAAAAUACAUAAAAAAGAUGAUAAGAAAAUAAAUCAAUCUAAUUUUCAAGAAUAUUUAUAUAUUGCAUUAUAUGGAUCAAGAAAAACUCUUAUUAAUGAACAGGAAUUUAAAAAUAUUUUUAUUAAUAAAUUAUUUUUGAAUAAAGAAAAACAAGAAUCUAAUGAUAAUGAAAAUUUAUCAAAAGAAAAUAAUGAUUCAAAUAAUAAUGAACAACAAUUACCUAAAGAUAACUAUGAACAAAUACCUAAAAAAGAAGAACAACAAAUUCCUAAAGAACAUGAAGAACAGCAAAUUUCAAAUAAUACUAUCCUGAUUGAAAAUUUAAAAAAAGCAAUCAAAGAUUCAAAUUUAGAAGAUUUAUUUUUAAAUAAACAAAUAUAUAAUGAAUUACAAUUAAAUAAUAGAAUUAAUGAAAUGAUAAAUGAAACAGAAAAUAUUGAUAAUUUAAAUAAAAAUCAAGUUUUAGUUAAUUUGAUUAAACAAUCUGAUAUAACAUUUUAUGAAAAAAAUUUAUUACAACAAAAUAGAAAAGUAAAAUUAAAUAAAUUACAACAAGAUCUUUUGCAAUAUUAUAAAAAAGAAAUUAAUCAAACAGAAGUUUUAUCACAAUUACGAGAAAUUCAAUUAACAAUUAGAAAUGAAGAAAGAUUAACAGCAGAACAAAAAGUAAUUUUAUUUGAUUUAGUAAAUGAAAAAUUUCAGAGAAAUACUCAACAAGAAAUAAUUCAAAAUAUUCAAGAAAAAAUUGAUAAAGAAACUAAUGUUGUUAAAUUGCAAGUUGAUAUGCAGGAAGAAAUUGAUAAUGAUAAAGAUCUUACUAAUCAACAAAAACAAGAAUUACAUAAUAAACAUAAUGAAAAAAUAAGAAAUUUACGUGGAAAUACAGAAAUGAUAAGAAUGCAACAAGAAAUAGAAAAUGAAAGUUUUCUUGGUAAUUUAUUAGAUGAAAGACAUCAUGACAAAAUGAUUCAAUUAAAUGCAUCAUUAAAUGAAGAUCAAAAAAAAAUAUUACAAGAUUUAAGAAAACAACACUUAGCUUUAUUGAUUAAUAAAAAUUAUGAUUCUUUAUUAAUUGAAAUUCAACAAUCAAAAGAUAUUGAUAGAUUAUCAGAUAAUAAUUAUUAUAUUAAUCGAAUAAAUGAAGUUAGAGAAGAAUAUUUAGAUAAUUUAAUUAAAAAUAGUGAAAAUAUAAAUGAAAUAUCAAGUAAUUCAGAAAUUUCACAAGAUAUAAAGGUAUUAAAUCAAACAUUAUUAACUGAGAAUCGAAAUUUAAUUAUAUUAGAAAAUAUACGAAGACAAUAUUAUAAUGAUGGAUUAUAUGAUAUUUUAAAAUCAGCAAUUGAAAAUGAAAAAGAUGUUGAAAAAUUAAAAAAUACUUGGUUAGAAGUAAUUGAUAAAUUAGAACAAGAAUAUUUAACAAAUGAUCGAACAAAACAUCCUAUUGAAGAAGUUGAAAAUAAUAAUCUGACAACAAAUCCUAAUAAAGCAGAUCAAGAACGUAAUUUAGCAGAAACAGUAGAAAGACAAAUACAAGAUAUAAUUAAUCAAUAUAAAAAAACUUUAAAUGUCGAUGAUAAAAGAAAAUUUUUUCCGAAUAUAAAAAAUAAACCUAUUUCUGAUAUUAUUAAGAAAAUAUAUGAUACUACAAAAGAUAAAUGA